Molecule: messenger RNA, 960 nt
Organism: Juglans regia (Persian walnut)
Lineage: Eukaryota; Viridiplantae; Streptophyta; Magnoliopsida; Fagales; Juglandaceae
Product: UPF0481 protein At3g47200-like
Exons: 1
Coding region: 1-960 (319 amino acids)
Source: RefSeq, a predicted model, not a curated record
AUGGUUUUUGAUGCUUGUUUUAUAAUAGAAAUCAUUGCUAUGUUUGGAUCGAGGAAAGAAGUCGACUCCAGCGAAUCUCUUGGAGCCUUGGCGUGGAUGGUACCGUAUUUCUACAGGGACUUUCUCCUGCUUGAGAAUCAGAUCCCUUUUUUCGUUCUGAAAGAGAUAUAUGCGAUUACCCGUAAAAUUCCUGACCUUAGUUGUAUUCCCAGUCUGAUGUAUGCUGCUUUGGAAUUCUUUAAGAACGGAAUGAAAAGAUUCGAUGUAGACAUUUUCGAUUACACUUCAACGAACGUGACGAGAACGAAUCAGCGGCCGGCCUUCCAUUUGCUGGACUUGGUUCGGAGAAGUUUAAUGCCAUUCUAUUAUAAGCAACAGGGACCAGAAUCCCGUACAGAGACUACAUACAUUCACUGCGACUCCAAGCUCCGGCUAGCGGGGAUUAAGGUCAGUCCAGCCAAAGCGCAGAGCUUCCUAGAUGUGAAAUUCAAGAAAGGUGUGAUUGAGAUGCCAAAGAUAGCCAUCAACGACUUGAUGAGAUGUCUGUUGCUGAACUGUGUGGCAUUCGAACAGUGCCACAGGGGAAGCAAGAAGUACUUCACAGUUUACGCUACUUUUUUGGACUGCCUGGUGAACACCAGCAAGGACAUCGAGUACCUUCGCGAGCGCAAUGUCAUUGACAAUUACCUUGACAACGACUCCGAGGCUGCGGGCUUCAUCAACCGUGCGGGCAGGGAUUUGGUACUCAAUGCUGAUAGAGGCUUCUAUUUGGGGGAAUUGUUCGAGGAUGUGGACAAGCAUUAUCGGAAUAGGUGGAAGUGGAAGUUGGCGAGCUUCAAGCGAGAGUAUUUUGACAAGCCAUGGUUGCUUCUGUCGGCAGCGGGUGGCAUUUUGCUCGUACUGGCUACGUCAAUCCAGGCCGUAAUGGCCAUCUUAACUUACAAGUAUAAUAGUUGCUAG